AAUGCUAUAAUUUUUCAAAGUUAUACUGUUUUUACGAGGAUUUUUAGCCCUUAUGGUUCUUCCAAUGGACCUCAUUCCUUUGUGAAUGUUGGUUUAGGAGGAUUCGGUGCAGGUGCUCUCCAAAGUAUAUUGAUGUGUCCUAUUGAGUUAGUUAAAAUUCGCAUUCAACUUCAAAAAAAUAUUGAGAAUCUUUCAAAAAACAAAAAGAGCACUCCUUUGAUAUUGGCUGAGAAGAUUUGGAAAAAUGAGGGUGUUUGUGGCAUUUAUCGAGGAUUUGGCAUCACUGUUCUUAGAGAUGCACCUGCUUUGGCCUCCUACUUUGUAGCAUAUGAGUACACGAGGGAGAAACUCCACCCUGGUUGUAGAGAAAGUUGUCAAGAAAGCGUGCAUACUAUGUUUAUAGCAGGAGGAGUAGCAGGGAUUGCGAGUUGGGUUUUUAACUAUCCUACAGAUGUUAUAAAGACUAGAUUGCAGGCUCAAACAUCAUCUUCAUUGAAAUACAAAGGUAUCUUGGAUUGUACCUUAAAGAUAAUCAAAGAAGAAGGUUCAAUUGUGUUAUGGCGGGGAUUAGGAGCAACACUUGUUCGAGCUUUUGUUAUGAAUAGUGCUAUUUUUCCUACUUAUCAAAUGGCUUUGAGGUGUUUGACCAAUAAUUAA
Molecule: messenger RNA, 657 nt
Organism: Vicia faba (fava bean)
Lineage: Eukaryota; Viridiplantae; Streptophyta; Magnoliopsida; Fabales; Fabaceae
Source: the annotation of a GenBank genome assembly